AUGUCUUCGCUGUACUUCGACGAAAACUCCGAGUCGCAAGUCACAUCGACCACUGACAGUACACUGUCCCAUUCGACGAACAGCAGCAGCAACCUCUGCUUCCCCAAUCUCACUGGCGGCCACCAGUUGCAGUACAUAAACGCUGUUCAGUUGCAAUCGAAUAACACUAAAAUUGAGAAUAACUACACAAAAAUGUCCAACACCGACGGAAGAGUGGUGCUUGGCAAUCGAGCCAAUGUCUUGCGCAGCAUUGAGGCUUGCCCCGUCUUCACGGUGCGAACAGGCACCGUCAAGGGCAGCCAGAAGAAGGUGGUCAAUCGCGGUCGCUGGUCAAAGGAGGAGGACGCUGAGCUGAAGAGCCUGGUCGAGGAGAUUGAAGGGCUCAGUCGGACUGGCCACAUUGACUGGAGUAAGGUGGCUAGUCACUUUCCCGAUCGCAAUGACGUCCAGUGCCAGCAGCGGUGGUGCAAGGUCCUCAACCCCAGUCUCAUCAAAGGUCCUUGGACUCUGGCGGAGGAUCAAAAGAUCAUCGAGCUGGUGAACAAGUACGGUCCGAAGAAGUGGACAGUUAUUGCGAAGCACCUUGACGGGCGCAUUGGCAAGCAGUGUCGCGAGCGAUGGCACAAUCACCUUAAUCCGCACAUCAUCAAGACUGCCUGGACCAAUGAGGAGGAGGAGUUGAUCAUCACGGCGCACCAGAAGGAGGGCAACUCGUGGGCGAAGAUUGCCAAGCUGCUGCCCGGACGGACGGACAAUGCCAUAAAGAAUCACUGGAACUCGACACUGAAGCGGAAGGCAAUUGCCCUGGCCGAGGGCGUCCCGCUGUCUGAGUACAAGAAGCGACAACGACGCAAGAAGGAGGGUCAGCAGUCGAGCGGCAGCGGAAGCAGUGGCUCUACUCAGACGGCUGACAAACUGAACCCUCCUCGCUACAGUGCAGAUAUGCACGACACUUCCUAUUUGCUGUACCCAACGAACCAGCAGCAACAGGGCAACUCGGGCUAUGCUGACCACCACCAUCAGCAGCAACAGCAGCAACAUGGCAAUCCACUGAAUAGCACAGUCAACCAUUCACUGGCCGCCACCGACGAUGACGAGGAUGGCAUUGAGAAUGAUCUGAGCGACCUCUUCAGCUCCAGCCAGGGCGACAUCAUCAACUGCGAACUGUCGGAAAUUCAGGACGUCAAUGACCUCGUCUCCUCCAUCAAGUCCUCUCCCCUGCGCAAUCUAAUGGCUCCAGACUACACUGGGGUCGCCACCAGUGGCUAUCUUACCGAAGACAUUUCCAGCAUUAAUCAGGAUCUCUCUUUUCUCUCCCCCAACAAGAAUGAGCCACACAAUAAGAAGCCGUUUGUGUUCAGUCCAUCUGAGAAUCACUCCCCUAUCAAAGAGUCGCCUAUGCGCCAGUACAGAGGCGGCAAAGGACUGUCAAAUAUAACCAAUCAGGAUGUCCUUCUCAGCUCUGCAUCUUUUGCCGAGUACAGCUCACCGGGAAUGCUUUUUCCAGAGCAUCAGGAGGGGGAGAAAACGUCUCAGGAAGGUGGUGCUGGCUCUAUGAUGUCUGACGAUUUGUUUGAAACUCCGAGCAAAUCGUUUAUUCAGUCCAGCAUUUACGAUGACCACCUUUCCACGCUUUUCUCUCCGGGCAACUGUCUGGGCUACAGCGUCUCCCCUAAGAUGUUCACCUCCCCUUCGGUGUUCCUGAACCCUCCCCAGGCAAUCAUAAAGGCUGAGCAGUUGAGUGCAGAGAAAAAUGGGCCGACUCACCAUCGAAUCAGUGGCAAUUCACAAGUGAAGGUAAUGACUCCCCUCAGCUCCAUUGGUCUGAUGGGACCGCCGGAGAAUCCGCCCUUGAAGAGUGGCGAGCAGCAGCAGCAGUUGACCAAUCUCGACCCUGCCAAUCCGGGUAAUCUGGUACUGAGCUCCUUUGAGCAUAGUUCGCCCGCAAGCAGUAGCAGUAGUUCGUCGACCAACGGUGGCUACUACUUUGACUAUGCUCUCAACUCGCAACCGAACAACACCUUCACCUCCACACCUGUGAUAAUGUCCAAGUCUCUGCAGUGCCAGAGUCAA
Molecule: messenger RNA, 2073 nt
Organism: Rhagoletis zephyria (snowberry fruit fly)
Lineage: Eukaryota; Metazoa; Arthropoda; Insecta; Diptera; Tephritidae
Source: RefSeq, a predicted model, not a curated record